CUGAAAUGCCGAAUCUCUAAUUUUAUGCACAGUUCUGUUUCUGUUUGAAUAAUUUUCCGAUUAUACUGAAUGUAUUCUUAAAUCGUGGGAAUUAACAGUUAAUUUUAACUUGCAAAAUGUUUUCUAGAAAGCUUAAAGCAAUUGAAUUUGGUAAAGCCGAUAAUUUCAAUGUUGAAGAUGAAAAUUCAUUCAGGAAUCUAGUUGCCUGGCUGGAAGACCAAAAAAUUAGACAUUAUCCAAUUGAAGAAAGAUCAGGACUCAGAAAGAUUAGCUCGCCAGAUUGGGAAAAUGCUUUCAAGAAAUACCUUGAAUCAUUAAAAUGCCCAUUCGAUGUCAAGGAUCGAAAAUUAGUUUUGGAUUGGCUAAUUUCAACAGCUGUUAGACUAGACUACAAUGAUAAUUUUGAUAAAUAUAAGGAUGUCACCGGCAAAUUGGUGAAAAAUCAAGCAAGCAACCCUCAAAUGGUUCAAGCUAAUCCAUUGGACAAUCUUGAUUUCAAUGCCAAAGAAUUCAAACAUGGGAUUGGUGAGCUUGCUAAGCUAUUGAAAGUUCCUCAACAUCCUGACCAUUUGAUAACUUUGAAAGCAAUAAACCAUCUCAUAAAAACAAGAUUGACAGCUGAUGCUCUACAGUCUGAGAAAGAAGAACUUGAAACCAGCGGAGAAAAAUCGUUCACCUUAGAGAAUAGUAUUCUCGGGUUUGAUGUUAAAGAUCAAAAUUUAUCUCGAGCAGCUAAAGUCCUAAGAAUUUUGUAUAUAAAUGACUUGAGAGACUUACAGAAUAAAAUUAAUCAAGUCAUUGUUUCAAUCCAAGCUAUUACUGCUAAUCCUAAGACGGAUACAAGUUUAGGCCAAGUUGGUCGAUAAUAAUAAAAUUGUUACUGCUAAAUUUAUAUAAUUUAUGCUCAUUAAAAUUAUAUUCUACUCCUAA
Tetranychus urticae (two-spotted spider mite) is the source of this 930-nucleotide messenger RNA. RefSeq names its product tRNA-splicing ligase complex subunit RTRAF. NCBI's taxonomy places the organism in Eukaryota, Metazoa, Arthropoda, Arachnida, Trombidiformes, Tetranychidae. The record is from RefSeq and is a predicted model, not a curated record.